Messenger RNA from Leguminivora glycinivorella, 2016 nucleotides. RefSeq lists its product as uncharacterized. The transcript has 5 exons. Gene Ontology annotation, molecular function: nucleic acid binding; serine-type endopeptidase inhibitor activity; methyltransferase activity. The record is from RefSeq and is a predicted model, not a curated record. Gene Ontology annotation, biological process: methylation. The coding region runs from base 1 to 1854 and encodes 617 amino acids. NCBI's taxonomy places the organism in Eukaryota, Metazoa, Arthropoda, Insecta, Lepidoptera, Tortricidae.
AUGCGGCCGGCCGGACGCGCAGCCUUGCUACUCGGUGUGCUCUCAAUCGGAAACUUCGUCUUUGCCUCGGAGUACGGAGUGCCUGUAGAGAUUAAACUAUGGGACACCGGGAGGACCCCCUUGUCGCACAUGGUAGACGUUACCAAUGAAUUCGGCUUAAAGGUUUUAGCAGAACAUAAUUUCCUAAAUGAAAAUAACAUAGCUUUUUCACCCUAUGGUCUUAUGGGUAUACUAGUGGCCUUGUAUGAGGGAGUUGACGGUGAAAGCUCCUACCAAAUUCAGAAAGGAAUGCAGCUGCCCUGGAAUAGAAAUGUCAUGAGAAUAGGCUUCAGAGAUAUCCACCGCACUUUAAAAACAUAUUUUGUUCCAGAAGAAGGUUUUCUCGCAGGACUUGCAUUAAACAACGAAAACGUAACCUUCAAUGAAGGUUACAAAAAAAUCCUACGAUUUUAUGGGUUCGAUCUGGACAAUGACCAGUUGCCGACUACCCCUGUAAACAAUGAAACGAAUGCAUCUUCAACCCCAAGCAACGGGGAGAGCGCAGCGGCCACAGCCGCGCCCGUCACCGCCGCCACGGGCGCGGCGAGCACGCUGGCUCGCGAGGACCUGUCCAGCGCCGCUGCAACCACCACCAACCCUAAUGCGGAGACUAUCGGCGACCUUGACAUCCGCAUGAGCACUUCCUCACCAACCACUGCCAAUUCAGCUGCGCCUCAUUCUGAGACUACUACAUCCUUUAGUACACUACAAACAGACACAACUACCAGUGCGACCACUGCGGACUCGCUCAGUACAGCCACUACUAAUAUAGACAGAACGAACACUGAGUAUGUUUCUGAAAAUGUACAGUCUACAAUGAUUGACAGUACAACGAUGGUAGAAAUAAUAAAUGCUACUGAUAUUGAAGUGGAGACUGCUCCAAGUUCUUCUUCCACAUCUGAGUCAUCUACAGCGUUAACAAAUGAAGAAUUAGAAACGCCAUCAAGAAGUGGCCAGUUGUCUACCACGGUUACUAUCGACGCCGCCACCACCUCCACACAAGCACUGGAGUCUGAAACUACGGAGCAGCUUAUUACUGAGGCUAUAGACACUACAGAAACUAUUAGAACAACAGAAAAUAGCGAAUCAACCGUGGAAAUAGAGCGUCGUAAAAAAUCUGUCGUUAAUUUUAUAUUUACGAAUCCUCCAUACAUACACGAAAACGUAAUUUACAGAGGAUUUGACAUACCGAUACCUGUACAGAAUAACCCUAACAUUGGAAAUGACCAAAUGUUUUUAGCAAAUGGAUUGAAAAAUGUUCAGGUGUCGUAUAUGCAAUACGACGCAGUGCUGGAGCAUGCUUUCCUGCCGCACCUAGAGGCGGCGGCGCUGCGCCUGCCGCUCGACAGCGAGCGCUACUACCUGCUGGCGCUGCUGCCGGCGCGCGCGCACCCGGCCGAACUGGCGCGCCUGCUGGCCCGCCUGGCGCGCCACUCUGACCUGCGCGACGUGUACGCCGCGCUGCGCCCGCGCCAGGUGCGCGCCACGCUGCCCAGCUUUACUGUCAAAGGCCAUGUAACGCUUACUGCUGACUUGCAAAAGCUGGGCAUCGUUGAGGUGUUCGAGCCGCGGCAGCGCGACUUCGCGCCGAUGACGCCGCAGGCGGGCGUGUUCGUGCGCAGCAUCGAGCAGGCCGUCUCCGUGGCCAUCCGCAAGUACGGCGCCGACGACCGCAACGCCAGUAGGUAUGUCAAUCGGCCCCCAGUUCAUUUCUCGGCGACGUAUCCCUUCCUGUACUUCGUGAUGGACGCCAGCAUCCACGUCGCGCUCAUGGCUGGGAAAAUGGUGGAUCCUCUCAACUCGAGGAUUUUAUAGUUAUAAAAUCUCAUUGAAUCUUCAGCUAGGCUGUGAUAUCAAUCGGCACCGUGUAUUUUCCCCGCAAGUGGAAAUAUAAGUAUGCAGCUCGCACAAGCGGCGGGUGCCGUCGGUCACCGGUUAACUUUAAUACCUAUUUGCCAGUAUACGUACUUUUAAGAA